GCGUCAUUGUUAUUGUCGCACUCGGAGGUGCAGCUGCUAACACAGAUUUCGCCACCACUGAGCUUAUUUUUAAGGCCUUUAACAAGUCCGUAAAGAAUCGACUGGCGACACAGUAUCGUUACAAUGUCACUUCAGAAGGACGUUCCAUCUGAUGAGAGUUUGCAAGGUUCCUGGGUUGAGCUGCACUUCAGCGGCACUGGGUCUCAAGCUACUAGUCAUCACGGAAGCCAGGAGCAAAUCCCCACUUACAGCCAGGAAGGUGACGUGGAGAAAAUGCUGCUAGAAGCACAGCAUGAGUCAGGGAGGAACAGCUCCAGAGGAAGCUCCCAGUGUAACAGUCCACUUAGAUCUCUGACUCCUCUUCUUCUCUGGAGAGGCUCAGAAGGGAACAGCUCACAGUCAGAUGAAGACUUCCAAGAAAGAAGACGGGAAGUCGAGAACCUGAUGAAGAAAAAUGCUGACUGGAUUUGGGACUGGUCGAGUCGACCUGAGAACAAUCCACCCAAGGAGUUCCUGCUGAAGUACCCUAAGCGGGCGACCUCUCUCAGCAUCAGAAAUACCAGCGUCAUGAAGAAGGGAGGCAUUCUCUCAGCUGACUUUCUGAAGCUUUUUCUUCCCUCGUUAAUCAUUUCCCACAUACUUGCUGUUGGACUAGGGAUAUAUAUCGGGAGGCGCCUAACUUCCCACAACACCUACUGAGUAGGAUGGUGGUGUAUUGAAACACCUUGUCACAUUCCUGUGACCAGCUUAGCAUGCCUUAAAAAUGGGACAUUCUGAAGAUCACGGGAGACGUGGACAUGUUACACAGUACAUUUUAAUCAAGUGUGCCACCUCACCCAUAGCGGUUUCAAGAGUUAUUGUCAGUCAUUGCUGUCCCAGUGUCAAUACCUGAUGACAGCACUGACCAAUCCUCUGUUCUUGCUGUAGUCCCCUCCCUGGCCUGGUUAUGACUGUUGUGCUGCUUCCUGCUUCUCAUAUCUGCACAGAACUGAUGCGUCAAAGCCUUUUUAAGAGAUGAGAAAUUACUUGAUUUUAAAUCACAUCGUUGAUUAUAUUUUGUAAGAUCAGCAAUUGAGGAAACAUUUUUGUUUUUACUUUUUCUUGUUGUCAAAGGGAUCAUUAGCAUAGUGUUUUAAGUAAUGGCAUUUAUUACUGAUUGCUCAAUUUGUGCAAAUGUAAAAUGUGAGGAGAAUCACUACGUUAGUUGAUUAAGCACAAGCAUGGUCCACUUCUUUGUAAAUGAAAUAAAGAGUAUAAAACGUG
Molecule: messenger RNA, 1263 nt
Organism: Sphaeramia orbicularis (orbiculate cardinalfish)
Lineage: Eukaryota; Metazoa; Chordata; Actinopteri; Kurtiformes; Apogonidae
Gene: bnip4
Product: BCL2 interacting protein 4
Exons: 6
Coding region: 124-699 (191 amino acids)
Biological process (GO): positive regulation of apoptotic process; mitochondrial outer membrane permeabilization
Cellular component (GO): nucleus; mitochondrial outer membrane; nuclear envelope
Source: RefSeq, a predicted model, not a curated record